Erythranthe guttata (spotted monkey flower) is the source of this 1292-nucleotide messenger RNA. Its product is annotated as gamma carbonic anhydrase 2, mitochondrial. The record is from RefSeq and is a predicted model, not a curated record. Lineage: Eukaryota; Viridiplantae; Streptophyta; Magnoliopsida; Lamiales; Phrymaceae.
ACCCUCCUCCAUAGCUCAUCUCCCGCAGAAGCAGCUGGAGAAAUCCCCAUUCUUCAUCUAAAUCAAUUCUGAGAUCAUACGCACACAAUCAAAGAAACGAAUCGGAGGUGAAUUUUAGCUGAAAAUGGGAACCCUAGGAAAAGCGGUUUACACCUUGGGAAAUUGGAUUCGAGGAACGGGCAAAGCCAUGGAUAAAGUGGGCUCCCUCCUCCAAGGGAGUUCCUAUAUCGAGGAGCAUCUUUCUAGGCAUCGGACCCUAAUGGAGAUCUUUGAUAAGUCACCCGUGGUUGAUAAGGACGCAUUUAUUGCUCCAGGCGCCUCCGUUAUUGGUGAUGUUCAGGUUGGACAAGGAGCAUCCAUUUGGUACGGGUCUGUCCUUCGAGGUGAUGUGAACAGCAUCAGUAUUGGGUACGGAACGAACAUACAGGACAAUUCCCUGGUGCAUGUGGCGAAAUCGAAUCUAAGCGGGAAUGUACUGCCGACUAUAAUUGGAAACAAUGUCACCGUUGGUCACAGUGCAGUUAUACAUGGCUGCACAAUCGAGGACGAGGCCUUUGUUGGAAUGGGAGCUACCCUUCUUGAUGGCGUUGUUGUCGAGAAACAUGCCAUGGUUGCUGCUGGAUCCCUUGUCAGACAGAAUACGAGAAUCCCUUCUGGAGAGGUGUGGGCAGGUAAUCCAGCCAAGUUCUUGAGGAAGCUAACCGAUGAAGAAAUCGCAUUCAUUUCUCAAUCAGCCACUAAUUACAUCAACCUCGCUAAAGUCCACGCAGCUGAAAAUACCAAAUCGUUUGAUGAAAUCCAGCUGGAAAAGAUGCUGCGCAAGAAAUUCGCUCGAAGAGAUGAGGACUAUGAAUCCAUGAUCGGUAUUGUUCGCGAAAUCCCACCAGAACUCAUUCUCCCCGAUAACAUUCUACCCGAGAAAUCCCAGAAAGCUGUUCAAUGAGAGAUUCCUUCAGGGGCAGUUUCGUCUUUCUACAUCCAUUGCUCGAAAUAUCAACCCUGGGUGCAUAAUUUCUAAAUAAACGGUUCCGUCUUUCUUCUUACGAAUAAAAUUCGAAAAAGACAAUCUUUUUUUUUUAAAAUCUUUUUUCUGGGGUGGAUUUAUUCGGCUGUAGUACUCUUUCAGACAUUUUGGUUUUUCUGGCUAGGUUUGAAAAUCCUGGUUUUAAUUAUGGUACUGUAAUGUAAAAGCGAUACGCAUUGCUUUCGUUGUAUUAUCGAUAUGAUAUACGAUAUUUACCUAUUUACGAUGAUUUUGGUGAAUCUUGAAUAUUUGAUGGAUUUGUCAUUUG